Messenger RNA from Gambusia affinis (western mosquitofish), 8577 nucleotides. Its product is annotated as pleckstrin homology domain-containing family A member 5-like. The record is from RefSeq and is a predicted model, not a curated record. Gene Ontology annotation, molecular function: phosphatidylinositol-5-phosphate binding; phosphatidylinositol-3-phosphate binding; phosphatidylinositol-4-phosphate binding. Gene Ontology annotation, cellular component: cytosol. The transcript is spliced from 32 exons. The coding region runs from base 67 to 4671 and encodes 1534 amino acids. Lineage: Eukaryota; Metazoa; Chordata; Actinopteri; Cyprinodontiformes; Poeciliidae.
GUGCGUGGGUAUGUUGGAGCGCGCUUGUCGCGGGUACGCGCGCUCCAGUGGAGCUCUCAGCUAGACAUGGCGGCGGAUCCAAAGCCGGACUGGCUCUGCUGUCUUCAAUCUUCUUGGAGUUAUGGAGUGACUCGGGAUGGACGCAUAUUCUUCAUUAACGAAGAAGCAAAGAGUACAACCUGGCUGCAUCCUGUUACUGGAGAGGCUGUGAUCACAGGCCACAGGAAAACUCCAGAUUUACCAACAGGAUGGGAGGAAGGAUACACAUUUGAGGGCGCUCGCUGCUUCAUCAACCACAAUGAAAGAAAAGUGACCUGCAAGCACCCAGUAUCGGGCAUCCCAUCACAAGACAACUGCAUCUUUGUUGUAAAUGAACAUCUGAAUAUAGGAAAGUUUGUUCACCAUUACACUGAAAGAUUCAUCAGACCAGCUCCAAAGGCUUCAGCAGAGCAAGAAAGCAGCACUGACAAUAAAGAGCGUCCCAUGAGCAUCAUGAGUGAAGCCUCUAACUAUACUGGUGGCUCAGAUUACAGCACCUUCCCUGGCAGCCCAGCUGCCACUGUCACUACUGUCACCACCACCUCAUCUACGAGGCCUUCUAGGUCAUCCAAAAAAGUCCACAAUUUCGGCAAGAGAUCCAAUUCCAUCAAGCGGAACCUUAAUGCCCCUGUGGUCAAGAGAAACUGGCUUUAUAAACAGGACAGCACAGGCAUGAAGCUGUGGAAAAAGAGGUGGUUUGUGCUGUCUGACAUGUGCCUCUUCUACUACCGUGAUGAAAAGGAGGACAGCAUCCUGGGAAGUAUCCUGCUGCCCAGUUUUCACAUUUCCAUGCUGUCUGUGGACGAUCACAUCAGUAAGAAAUAUGCCUUCAAGGCCACUCACCCCAACAUGCGGACAUAUUACUUCUGCACAGACACUUCAAAGGAGAUGGAGUCCUGGAUGAAAGUCAUGACAGACGCUGCACUCGUCCACACUGAGCCGGUCAAAAAGCUAGACAAGCUGAACGUGGAACAACAGACACCUCAGCAAUGGAACAACUUGUUGAACCACACUGCCCUUACACAGCCUGAGAUCCAGAACAACGAACGGAACAGAGAACCUGUACGACAACAUUCACUUUCACGGGCCGAUGAAAAACGCUUGAAAGACAUUGAAAAACAGAAUAGUCAGAAGGAGAGAGAGUAUUACACCCUACAGAGAGAUGGAGAAAAGUACUCAGUAAAGAAAGAUGGAGUUAGCUACAUGCUUCAGAAGGACGGAGAUAGAUAUCUACUUCACAAAGACGGAGAGCGAUACCUGCUGCGAAAGGAUGGGGAGAAAUUCUCACUGCAGAAAGAUGUGGAGAAUUAUGCUGUUCAAAAAGUGAGUAAUAAAUAUACACCAACGGAGGAUAAAUAUGCUUCUUCCAAAGAUGGUGAAAAGUUUCUACUUACGAAAGACGGAGAAAAGUAUGCUCUGCAGAAAGUUGGAGACAGACACAUGCUCCAGAAAGAUGGGCAAAUUUAUGUUCAUCAGAAGGAAGUAAAGAGACAGUUAUCAUUAAAGGAAACAGAAAGAUACAGCGCCAUGAGAGACACCGGAAACAAAUAUGGUACCAUAAAAAUUGUGGAUAAAUACGGCAAUCUAAAGGAAGUAAGGAAGUACAGCACACUACGAGAGGGGAAUAAAUAUGCUGCUGUUACAGACACAGAGAAGUAUGCUACAAUUCGUGCUGGGGAAAAGUACUACUUCCAGAGAAAUCCAAGUUCAGAGAGGCCUUUAAAUAAUAUCAACAGCAUUAAGCUUCAGCCUGCUCAGGCAGCUGCCAUUGCAGCUGCAGUGUCAGUAUCGCGCCAGAACCAGGCAAAUGUCAACGUCCAAAAACCUCUGCAAGUUAACAGGCCUGGAGAACAGCCUGGGGACUGCGGUCAGACAAAAGCAGAGAAGACUGUGGCCAGGGUUCCUCUGCAGGCCACAGCUCCAGUUCAUGAGCCAGACUUUGGAAUACCCAGCGCCAGUUCCAUGCAACACGUGGAGCCGAGGGUUCCAGUUCACCGAACAAGAGAACUGGAUGAUGACACACGAAGUGUUAUGUCAUACCAGACAUUGCCCAGGAACAUGCCUAGCCACAGGACACAGAUCGUCCCCAGCUUCCCAGAAGGUUACCGCACACUGCCCCGCAACAGCAUGAUGAGGCCUGAUAGCAUCUGCAGCGUAGCAGGCUCUGUUUACGAUCGGGCCCUCCGGCCAGUCUCCUCCACUACUGACACAGCGGAAAAGAGGCGAUCAAUGAGAGACGACACCAUGUGGCAGCUGUACGAGUGGCAGCAGAGGCAGGCCUUCUCCAGGCAGAGCUUGGCACAACCAGCAGCUGUGGGUCAGUACGGCACCCUGCCCAGCACAAAGACCAUGGGAAACAUCUCUGAGCAUGCUGUGGCACGCUCCAUCUCCACCUCCCCGUCUCAUGGCUCCCUGGCGCUCUACAGCAGUUUUCCCUCCCCUCACCAGCAGGCUGCUCCUAACCCAAGCAGCUCACUCUCUGAGGUGUCCUCACCUGUCCUCAGGGGGGAUGGGACGUUGGAUCGCCGGCAAAGGUCUCACCUCAGCAAAUAUGGAUGUCCAUCAGACCGACGGUCUGUGGCAGCCUGUGUCUCUCCUGAAACCAUCACACCACAGUCUCUGCAGGGGAAGACGCCUGAGGAGCUGACACUGCUGCUCAUCAAGCUCCGCCGGCAGCAGGCAGAAAUCAACAGCCUGCGGGAACAUACAGUAGCUCAGCUAAUGGCCCUGGGAAUAGAAGGGCCCAACCCCAAGACUGAUGUUCUGUCCCACCAUCUUCAGAGGAACCUUACUUACCUGGACAAGCAGACGAAGGAGAAUGAGCCUCUUAUCUUCAUGAUUCACACUAUGAUUGAGAACUCGGCACCAAGGCCGCAACUCUACCAGCAAAUCAAUCCAGAAGAUUUUAAAGACAGCUCUUUAAACCAGUGCAUUGAUGAAGCUGAUGUAGAGACCAAGCUGAGCAGACUGUGUGAGAAGGACAAGGUGCUGAGGAUGCAGGAAGAGAAGCUGCAGCAGCUGCACAGGGAAAAGCACACUCUGGAGACGGUGCUGCUGUCAGCCAGUCAGGAGCUGGGUGAGCAGAGCGGCUCCAACACGGCGGCCAUGCAGAGCCUGGUCCAACAAAGAGAUGUUCUGCAGAGUGGCUUGCUCAGCACCUGCAGGGAGCUGUCCAGAGUCACGGCUGAGUUGGAGCGAUCGUUGAAGGAGUAUGAGCAGCUGGAGGCCGACGUAACUCUGGCCAGGACCAAACUGCUGGAGCAGCUGGAGGCCCUGGGCAGCCCACAAACAGAACCUCCAAGUCAGCGGCACAUCCAGAUCCAGAAGGAGCUUUGGAGGAUCCAGGAUGUGAUGGAGGCUCUGUCUAAAACUAAACCUCAGCAGAGAACAGAGUGUGGUUUUCCUGGUUCAACACCUCUUUCCAGUCAGCAGAAAAAUGAGGCAGUGCCACCCAGCCCACUUAAAGAGGGCACCAGGGUGCCCGCUCGCCCGCCCCUCCCUCAGUGCUAUGACUCAGAGUGCAUCCCUCACACACUCCCCCACCACUCACAACCUGGCAGCCGACCCCUCCACGCUCACCGCCCUGAAGAGCGCAAGGCCAGCUCCAGGAAUGGAGCACACAGCCAAGCUCCAGACUACCGGCUGUAUAAGAGCGAGCCUGAACUCACAACUGUGAAGGAGGAAGGAGACGAGGCCAAUGGUGAUGAUAAGGACAAGACUGAGAUGUCUACUGAAAGUAAAGACACCCCACCAUCCAAAGUGCCCCCCUACCCAGUGGGCAUUGUUGCUCCCAGGACUAAAUCUCCCAUGAGCCCCCCUGAGUCUUCCACUAUCGCCUCCUAUGUCACCCUGAGGAAAACCAAAAAACCUGAAUCUAGAUGUGAUCGUCCAAGGAGUGCAGUGGAUCAGAUGGGAUUUGGGGAGCGAGAUUUCAUCAGAACAAGGAUGAGUGUUGAGGAGCAGCUGGAGAGAAUGAGGAGAAACCAGGAGGCGUCUUCACUCCGAGAGAAGAGAAGAGAAACACUGUCGCACUCAUCUUCUUUCAACAAAGACAACCCCCUCCUCCACUUGCAGCGUCGGAUGCAGACAGAAGUGGCCUGUUUGAACUCUGUGGAGCUUGAGACAGCGUUGCUGCAACUAAAGGUUGCUCAUAAGGAACAGACUGAAGCAACAUCAGGAGCUAACACUGUAGAUGGGCCACCAAUCUCACCACAGGAAGUAAAGAGAACUGAUCAUGUGAAAGAUUCCCAGCAUGAAGAGGUGCAGCAGGAAAAGGCCACGAACCUGCUGAUCAGAAACCAGCCACCAGCAGAUGAGCUGUGUGAGAGCCAGAGGGUGAUCAUUGUGGACCUCGGCACAGAUCCAAAGCGUGUGGAGAUCGUAAACUUUCAACCCUUUGAGGAUGAUGAGAGCAAAGGUCGAGAUCUGAAGAGCUCUCCUACAAACACCUUAACUGAAAACAGUUUUCAGCCAUCAAGCCCUGAGCCUAAGGAACAGGAAACAGAGGAGAGCCUAACUCCAAGCCAGGAGGAGCAGCUUGAUUCAUGCAAACAGCUGCCUGGAGACAGCAAGACGCACAACAGCAACAUGUUGUCUGUGCCGACGUUUACCUUGGUUAGCAGCGACACGUGAGCAUGGUCAGCCUCCGUGUCCAGAACAACAUCCCAUAAAGCCCAAAUGUAGCCAACCAGCACAGAGCAUGUUUCCACGGCUUUCUGUGUUCCUGACAGAACCACUUAGAGACUACAGCUACAUGCCUGCACAGAGAUCAACACUCCGUAGUAGCAAUCAAUGGCUGGUGGGAAGUCUUUGGAUCCUGGCACAGACAGAGCUCGUUAUUCCUUAGGACCUUUUAGACAUUUUUCAAACUGAGAAGCUCCUUUUAUCCCCUAAACAUGUUUGUAUAAAAAAGAUUGCGAACUGGUUAUAGAUUAUGUUUUUACCAAUGGGCAAACCCUGAGAAGGAUCAAAAGGAAAAAGAGUCUUAUUUCAGUGACUCAAUUCAGUAAAUAAAACAUAUAUCAGUUAAAUAAUCACAUCUUGUUUUUUUAGACUUUAUUUUUGUUAAUUAUAAGUUUUUGCUUAGAUCUAAAGAAAACAACAUUUAAGUUUAGAAUAUGUCAUACACAUGGCUUAAUCAAAAGUAUGUUUAAUCCCUGUCUGAAGGAUGUUGUUUUCAAAGUUUCCUUUUAAUCUGACAAACAAGCCCUGGCUUGUUUGUCAGAUUAAAAGUAAACUUUGUGGGGUUUCUGCUGAAAACAGUCAAGGUUCUUUACUGAUAUCCUCAAGGGCAGAUCUACAUGUUAGACUAAUCGAACAUGUUUGAUUAGUCAGUUAGGACCACUGCUGGCAACCUUGAGCUUUUCUUAUCAGACACCUUCACUGUUUCUGUCCAUUAAUUAACAUUUGCUAUGUUUUCUAGAAGACUGCUAGAAAACAUGGCAAAUUAAACAUAUAAAGAAGAUUUCUGAUUCAUGAAUCAUUUUCAGACAUGUUUAAAUUGCUUGUUUGAAAUUGAAGAAAUGAUGACAGCUCACUGGCAUCUUUCAUUAAGGGGAAACAACAGAGAAAUAAGGAUUGUUUUGGAUUUAGCGCCAUCCAUCCUCCCAUUAACUCUGAUCAGCUUCCCUUUCCCUGCUGAAGCAUAGAUUAUGUUCUGGAUUUUACUGAGAGGGAUCAGAGUAAGGGGACUGAACCCAAAGCACUUCUAACAUUUUAAAAACAUGUUUUUUGUUUGUUUGUUUGUUUGUUUGUUUUUCUUUUGAGAAAUAAUAAUUUCCAAAUACAUCACAAUUAUGCAGACCUUUGUAUUGGUCCACUGAAGUUUGUGGACAAAUGUUAAAGGGUUAUGAGUACUGUCACAUGGCUCUUCCAAAGUUUCAAAAACCAAAUGGCCUACGGGUGAGACUAUGUCUCACUUUACAGUGAACUGAAUGACGACAUACUGUUUUACAUUUUGUGUCAUCAUCCAAUCUUCAAUCUGAUUAAAAAUAUUUGAUUGAUGCCGUUGGAAAGCCAUAGCAUCAGGUCAAAGACAAAUCCUAGUGGCCCCCAGCUUUCCUUGACAGUAACGGUUCCCUCAAACCUUUGUAUUACCUACACCUGCUUCUUCUAGGUGUAGCACCAGGUGAGAAAACUGAAAUGGUCUGUGUGGCAAAAAUCCAAAGCAAAUACAAGUUGAGUCCCAGACAGAUGGAAUCUUCUGCGCUGUCCUAGCCUGGCCUUGGACCUCGCCUAGUCCUCGCCUUCCUGCACUAUUCCACUCCAUUCAAAUCUCACUUCAAAGCUCAGUCUGGGCUUUCUCCCAUUGACUUUGAUUCCCUCUGGUAGAAUUUCUACUAGCCCAAUCAGUAAAAAGAAAGUUUUAAGGAUAACAUUGAUUUCCUUGGUAACACUUUAUUUGACUGGAUGUGAAUAAGACUGUCAUGACAUUGUCAUAAACAUGACGUAACACCUGUCAUGUACAUGAGUAUUGAAUAUUUAUGACUGUUGUCAUAAAGUGUCAUUUGGUAAAUCAUGACACUUUUAAUGCAAAGUUGACAUUAUUCAAAAUAUCUUUGUUAUGACAACUUGACAUUAACCAAGAAAUCAUGAUCUGACAUAAAUUUGUUAUAAAAGUAUUACUGAUUAAACUUUAGCUUUAAUAACAUAAAGCUAUAUUAUUUUUAAAGUUUGAUCAGUAAUCAUGAUCAUAACAAAUUUAUGUGAUCAUGAUUUUUUGUCAUAACAAAGAUAUUUUGAAUAAAAGUGCAUUAAAAGUGUCAUGAUUUACCAAAUGACACUUUAUGGCAACAGUCAUAAAUAUUCAUGAAGACUUACUAAUGUUCAUGACAGGUGUUACGUCAUGUUUAUGACAAUGUCAUGACAGUCUUAUUCACACCCAGUCAAAUAAAGUGUUACGAUUUUCUGUUCUGUUUUCAAAUUGUAGUCUUCCUGUAGUUUCAGCAAUGGCAGUGAAGGAAGUGAACAAACCGUUCAGACCAUGUCGGCAGCUUUGCCACAUAUUGAAUUAACUUUAACAGCCAUUUAAUCAUAUCAGCUCUCUUCACUGUGGAGGAUGGUUGUUUACAGAGCAGGCAAUUUCCAGUAAGAUUCUUAGUGUCAAACUGGCACAUUUUAUACAAACGUUUAAAACCUCAGAGCAAAACCAGGAAGCAGACCUUCUGGAUGAAGCAAACUUUAGAACAAGAAGCAGGCUAUCACUGCCCCAAUAGAAACUCACAUUUUAGAAUGAGAAGCAAAAAUGCUAAAUGUCUCAACUAAGUCUUUUCUGUAAUUGUUUCUCAAAAAGGCCCCAGGCAAACACUUCUGGCCAAUUUAAGGCCACUGUACAAUCGGAGCUGCUGAAUAUGUGCAAACCAUUUCACAGUACUGACACAAUGUGGAGCUUGUUUCUGGGGUCAUUAGAAUUUUGUUGCUAAACACAUAGACGUUAAAGUACAGAGCUAUUAAUCUGAAUAAGAAAUAGCGUGAUAAUCCUUGCCAUGUCUGCUGUUAAUGAGCUGCUGAAGGCGAGUGUACAUCCAUUUGCCUUCAAACACAUGUAGUGCUUAACAUCAACCCCAAGUGACCACUAAAGUGUACUGAUUUUAAACUCAUUUUGAUUUCUGUCUUGUUUAAGGCUAAAGACUUCCUGUUUUCAUAAAAAUACCACUUGUCCUUUGACAUAUAUGCAGAUAAAGUAUAUCAUAAAUAUAUACAAACACAGGCAAUUUUUCUUCAAAAUGGUGCCACUUCAUGCUGCUGUUUUUCUCUUCUUUUGUAGAGAACUAACUCUUUUUGAAAUAUUUAUUUGGAUUGGGUGAUUUAAGUCUUGGUUGGGCAUGCAAAGUAUUAGAAUGCUUCAGAAUUUUGUCUGUUUUUGCAGCUUUUGUCUUCUGUUGUCCUCUCUGUUUGCUUAAGUAGCAAACAUGAAAUAAAGAGUUUGUGAUUCUGUCCUAGAUGGUGACACAUAGGAGAAUAGCACACGUAUGAAGCAAUAAGGCAGACUUUGGCGCUUCAGGACGAAUAAAUUUAAGACAUGUAUAAACUGUAAAACUAAUUCUAAAAAGAAGCAUAAUUUAUCUACAACCUGAAAAAGAGUGAAUAUUAAAGACAUUGUUAUUAUAAGGGUCAAUAUGCAAAAGGUUCAUACCCCAUCUGUUUUAUAUCAUGUGAAAUAAAUGUUGAUGUUCCUAAAGUUGUUCAGUCUAUUUUCUUUAAUGGAUGAUCAUUUCUCUGGUGCAUUCAGUUGAUAUACAGUUCUAAAUAUAAAAUGGACUUUCCUCACCAUGGGAUGUCUUACUUGUUUUAUUUUAUUUUUGUUUUUGGGAAGGCAAGUCAGGGAGAAAAAUGUUGCUGUCAGACAAUUGCUAUUACACAGAGUGUAGUUGUCACGCUCCCUUUUUCUCCAUGGAGCUUUAAGGUUGUAAAGACACUAAGUUCAAUGUUUGAAAGCCUGUUCACUAUUCGGUUCAAAUAUGUUCUGUUACCCAUAAAUGUCACUUUGAUUAUUCUAAUAAUGUGCAUGUAAGCCACAUUAAAGGACUGAUAACACUU